AUGUUGCCUGCUCUACGAUCGCGUCCAAACUUGACACGUGUUAUCAACCAAUUAUUGGCUGCUCGUCGUCAACAAGACGCAUUUCGUGUUCCUGCACAAAAUUCAUCAGCUGUAUCUGUACUUACAGAUGAACAACGUGCACAUCAACUUAAAAUAUGGCCUGGUGUUCCAGAACGCGUUCGACCUGUACCAAUUGAUUAUUGUCCCAUUGAUCCAAUUGAAUUUGAUAAGAUAAAUAAUCGUUUUCAUUCACAAGUUAAUAUGUGGAAAUGGGUAUCAUUAUUAGUUGCUAUACCAGCUAUUGCUUUAUUAACAUAUCUUAAUGUAAUUCUACCACAAGAUCAUCAACGUCCAGAAUAUAAAGAUUGGGAUCAUUUACGACCACGUAUGAAAUGGCCAAUUAAAGAUGGAAUACAUUCACCAUUUCAUAGUAAAUGGUUUAAUGCUAUUCAUUUUGAUAAUAAAGGUUAUGAAACAAGUGAUGCCGAAUUUGAACAACACUUUCAUCAUGGUCAUGAUAGCAAACAUUAG
This is a messenger RNA of Rotaria sp. Silwood1, 531 nucleotides long. NCBI's taxonomy places the organism in Eukaryota, Metazoa, Rotifera, Eurotatoria, Philodinida, Philodinidae. The record is from the annotation of a GenBank genome assembly.